CCGCGGGGAGCGGAAGAGGCGCGGCCGGCGCGGGAGCGGCCUCCGUGCGGCGGGAUGGCGGCGGCGCCGCGUUGCGGGGGGCGGCGGCGGCCUCAGGCCGUCCUGCUGAGGCUGCUGGCUGUGCUGCUGCUGGCGGGCGCGGCGGGCGCCGGGCAGCGCUCCAAAUGGCGGCUCCCAGUGUCUAUGGGGAAGAAGUUUAACUUCGGGAAGAUUCUCUUCAGCAACACCACCAUUUUCCUGAGAUUUGAAGGAGAUGAAAAAGCUUGUGAUCCCUCCCAAAGUUACAAUGUUACUUGGUACUUAAGAUAUUCUGACUGCUACAAUGAAGUCUUCAACUUUGGGGAUGAACAGGCAGAUUACUAUUUUGGGACUACAGUUGAAGAGCAUCCGGGUUGGUCAGGAUACUAUGCCACAGGUUCUCGACGCUUUCGUAAUUGCUCUGAGCUCUUCAGGCCUCAGAUUUUUUAUAAAGAAUUUGUUAAUCCAGAGCCUCUCUCACCUGAGAAGCAAGAGGGCCUAAAAGAAAAGAAGGAGAGUGGAGGAAAUCACACAAUGGUGGCAGAUAAAACUGCAAUGAAUGCAGUUAUGAAAACUUGGCGAGAUGGGCCAUAUAUAUUUAUUAUGCAAAUUGGAGUUACAACUGCAAAGGAUUCUAAUACUAAUGUUAAAAGAAUGGAGAAAACACCGCCUUCCUCAGAUCAAAACAAGCCCUUUACAAUGACGAUAGAACUGAAGGGGCCGUAUGAGUAUCUUUCACUUGCGGACUAUCCUCUGAUGAUUUUUUUCAUGGUGAUGUGUAUCGUGUACGUAUUCUUUGGGGUUCUGUGGCUUGCAUGGUCAGCCUGUUACUGGCGGGAUCUCCUGAGGAUUCAGUUCUGGAUUGGUGCUGUUAUCUUCCUGGGAAUGCUCGAGAAAGCAGUUUUCUAUGCAGAGUUCCAGAAUAUCCGUUACACAGGGGAAUCUGUUCAAGGGGCAGUAAUACUGGCAGAACUGCUUUCUGCUGUGAAGCGCUCAUUGGCUCGAACUCUGGUCAUCAUAGUCAGCCUGGGAUAUGGGAUAGUCAAGCCUCGUCUGGGAGUUACUCUUCACAAAGUAGUUAUGGCUGGAGCCCUUUAUCUGUUAUUUUCUGGCAUGGAAGGUGUUCUUAGAGUCACAGGGUUUUUCUAUGACACUGUGGCUCUGAUAGCAAACUUGGCCCUGUCCUUGAUUGAUGCCUGUAUUAUUUUGUGGAUAUUCAUCAGCUUGACUCAAACAAUGAAACUGCUGAAACUUCGAAGGAAUGUUGUGAAACUGUCUUUGUAUCGACACUUCACCAACACGCUGAUCUUGGCAGUAGCAGCAUCUAUUGUUUUUAUCAUCUGGACCACCAUGAAGUUCAGGCUGGUGGACUGUCAGUCGGACUGGCAGGAACUAUGGGUGGAUGAUGCCAUCUGGCGUUUGUUGUUUUCAAUGAUCCUUUUUGUCAUUAUGAUUCUGUGGAGACCAUCUGCUAACAACCAAAGGUUUGCUUUUUCACCACUGUCUGAAGAGGAGGAUGAUGAUGAGCAGAAAGAGCCAAUGUUAAAGGAAAGCUUUGAGGGAAUGAAAAUGAGGAGUACAAAGCAAGAACCAAAUGGGAAUGUAAAAGCAAACAAAGCUCAGGAGGAUGACCUGAAGUGGGUAGAGGAGAAUGUUCCUUCAUCAGUGACAGACGUUGCUCUUCCAGCUCUUCUAGAUUCAGAUGAGGAAAGAAUGAUUACACACUUUGAAAGGUCCAAAAUGGAAUGAAGGAGUAGCUUUUUGCUAUUGGAAGUGGAGGAGACGCCUCUUAAAGUUGCUUUGUGGAGCAAGUGCAUCCUGCUGAUUUGUUUCUUGAUCUCAGCCUUGGAAGUUUGAUGCUUUAGUGUCAUGAGGGCGUCUUGAUGUGGAAGAAGUUCACAAGGACAUUAUAAGCCUUUUCGAAAUUUGAAUUUACAAAGUUGCUGCAAGUUUGGAUUUUUAAGCAAUUUAAAUGUGUACUAUUCCAGCACCUUCUGUAACUUUUCAAAUAUUUAAUCUGUGAAACUAAAAUUCCUAAUGUCUGCUUGUUAGAGGUGAACUGUCUACCUUUUUGGAGGGAGGGUAGGGACAGAUAGAAAUAAGCAGUUAAGAAAUAACAGACCCAUUUUCUGGUAGAUAAUGGUGUCCUGUUAUAUGCCCUGUGUUCAACGUGAAUGGGAGGUUUUUAGAGAGAAGCUCCUGUUAAUGAAGAAAGUGAAGAUGCCAGAAAGGAAAUAUUUGGAAAAGUUACAGUGAUAUGAGUUUUUAACAAAAUCAAGUGCAAUUUUAUUCAUAACACUGUGUAAGAAAGAUUUUUCUAUUUUAAAUGCCAUUGACCUAUAGGUAACAGCUGCAUAGAGGUAACACUUGCUGUUGUGGCACAUCUCAUUGCCGGCAAUGUGGUGGAUGCCUGGAAAAAUCAUUUGCCCUACCUUCCGUGUGUUGCAUGAUUUAAUUAAAAAAAGAAAAACAUCACCAAACCCACUCCUGCAGUGCUCCACAGGUGCUUGAGUAUUCAUGUUAAGCAGAUACUAACUAGACAUUUCAGCAGAACUCUUUUCCCUGCACGUACAACAUCUCCCACUGAGAAGUCGGCACUCUUCUAUGAGAAGAUGGCAUUGCUUUCUAGAGGGUGCAAGCCCUGCUUACCUUACUUGAAAGAGGGAUGGGAGAUGAGAAAGAGAAAGAUGGGAGUACACAGUGCUGGGAUAGUUUUGUUCUUGGUGUCUGUUUAGAAUUGCCUCCCAAUUGCCUUCCUCCAAGUGACUUGGUGAUGGGUUUUCCUGUCCAGAUUGGCCUUGUGGCCAAGAGGUACUCUGAAGAGAUCACGGUGUUUCAGUUCAAGUCACAGAUUUCUGCUCUAUAUAAUUUCUUUAUUUUCUCAUUUUCAAAUGAAGACAAGAUUUUGGCCAGUGUUCUGUUUCUAUUCAGUGCUUGGCUGUAGAGGCGUCACUUGCAAUAACUUACAUGUGGAAACCCUCUGUGCACUGUACGGCAAAAGCUCUAAUUUGGGUUCAUAACCGUUAGAUCUGAUAAUCACUAGGCAAGCAGCAGCACAGCUCUGGACUUCUAAGGAACUGAUGUGGCUGCUGCUGGAACAGCGUAGGGAGUCAGUUCUGGUUCUUCACUCAGCUGUGUCAGCAGAAGUGAACAUGUGCCUGUAAUUCGUUAAUUCCACUGUAAGGUCUGGUAGCUUAGCUCUAGUUCAUCUUUAUCAGCAAUUUAUGCUGAAACAUGGCACUUUACAGUAGAGUAGCUGAGGCACAAGUGCAGAGCAUCUUCUGCUAGCUGUGCUGUGGGGGCAGAAAAUCCUCUGGAUGGGCAGGAGAGAAAAGCUGUGGCUGUAACAUCUCAGUCUGCAAGAGUUGGUGGAGCUCUUCUGCUGUACCCUUCAGGCCACAGGUAGAAUCUUUAAUUAUAAAACACUUCUAAUUUGCUAUGCUUAAUUGAUAUAGAGGAAACAAAUGUUACCUCCAUGUCCUUUUAGAGAGAGGAAAUUUUGUGAAAUAAAGCUACAGGGAGCUUGCUAUUUAAUGUUUAGUUUUGCGGGGUGCUUUUGUUUGGUUUUGUUGUUUGUUUUAUUUUAAAUCCUGUUGUUUUGGGUUACUUGGUCUUUUUGAGACAAACAGGGAAAAAUGUUCUCUACUGAAAGCACAAAAGAAGUUUGUAUGUACUAUUUAAUAAAAGCUAGGUGAAGAGUAGAAAGGC
Apus apus (common swift) is the source of this 3726-nucleotide messenger RNA. RefSeq names its product transmembrane protein 87A (gene TMEM87A). Gene Ontology annotation, cellular component: Golgi cisterna membrane; Golgi apparatus. The coding region runs from base 55 to 1767 and encodes 570 amino acids. The transcript has 20 exons. Gene Ontology annotation, biological process: retrograde transport, endosome to Golgi. Lineage: Eukaryota; Metazoa; Chordata; Aves; Apodiformes; Apodidae. The record is from RefSeq and is a predicted model, not a curated record.